UCUCACUAUCGGGAAAGAAAAUGUCGUCUGUAGGAACAUCGAAAGGGGUACUGGAGAUCGUAAAGUUUGGUGUCUACGUCGCAGUUCCGAUCGUCCUUAUGUAUACAUUCGCCAACAACAGCACCAAUAUCAAGAAAUUCAUGGGCAAUCGUUCAUAUGUUGUCUAUCCUGAAGAGGCACCUCGACCUCCUCCACCCGAGGAGCUAAGGGAGAUGGCACGAGAGCUCGCCCGUAAGAAGAAUCUCUCUUAAGAGUUGUGAUCAGACGGGAAGGACUAAACAGAAGAGUUCGAUGUUAUCUGUAAUAGUAAAAUUGCUCAGCGUAGCAAACUGACAUAUAAUAAGGUAAUGUUAUGUUGUUGAUUCCUGUAAGAUCAAAAAAAUGGAAUGUACAAGAAAAGCAAUAAUGACGAAGAGGUGGCAUUUGUUUUGUUCAAGAACCUUGGUUACGUUUUGUGCUUAAAUACACAUAAAUGGAUACAUCAUUUGUAGUAAAA
Molecule: messenger RNA, 496 nt
Organism: Camelina sativa (false flax)
Lineage: Eukaryota; Viridiplantae; Streptophyta; Magnoliopsida; Brassicales; Brassicaceae
Biological process (GO): mitochondrial respiratory chain complex IV assembly
Cellular component (GO): mitochondrion
Source: RefSeq, a predicted model, not a curated record